This is a messenger RNA of Aspergillus heteromorphus CBS 117.55, 1683 nucleotides long. Its product is annotated as aldehyde dehydrogenase. The transcript has 4 exons. The record is from RefSeq and is a predicted model, not a curated record. Lineage: Eukaryota; Fungi; Ascomycota; Eurotiomycetes; Eurotiales; Aspergillaceae. The coding region runs from base 152 to 1600 and encodes 482 amino acids. Gene Ontology annotation, molecular function: succinate-semialdehyde dehydrogenase (NAD+) activity.
CUUUCGCGCUGCUGAUCGCCGGUUCCACUUAAACUCUUCUGUCUGUCUGUCUGUCUGUCUGUCUGUCUGUCGUCUGCCGUCUGUCUGUCACUGUCCUUCUUUUCUCCCCUCGACGCCACCUCUACACCAACCCCCUCCCCCCCAAGACACCAUGAUCGCGAAGAACCCCAAUGGCAAUCACGCGGUCAUCCCGCUGAUCAUCAACAACGAGUCCGUCGUGACAGACACCAUCUUCGACGUCACCAGCCCCACCACCGGCGAAGUCAUUGACCGUUGCGCUGGCGCCACCGUCGACCAUGCCAACCGCGCCGUCGCCGCCGCGAAGGCCGCCUUCCCCGGCUGGAGCAAGACGAAGCCUUACGGUCGCAGAGACAUCCUGAUACGGGCGGCGGACAUCAUGCUGAGCCGGAAGGAGGAAUUGAUCCGAUACCAGAUGGAGGAGACGGGCGCGGGUCGCAUGUUUGUCGAGAAGACCUUCAUGCUGGGCGUCGGGUUCUUGAAGGACUUUGCGGCUCGGAUCCCCUCCAUCGAGGGCUCUGUCCCUGCGGUCUCGGAGAACGGGGAGUGCGCCAUCGUGGUCAAGCAGCCAUACGGGGUGGUGCUGGGAAUCGCUCCCUGGAACGCCCCUUACAUCCUCGGAACGCGCGCAGUCGCACUGCCCCUGGCGGCGGGCAACACGACGAUCCUCAAGGGCUCGGAGCUGGCGCCCAAGUGCUUCUGGGCCAUCGGAGACGUCUUCCGCGAAGCUGGUCUUCCUGCGGGAUGUGUCAACAUUCUCUUCCACAAAACGUCCGACGCCGCGGCCGUCACGACCGCUCUCAUUGCGCACCCCGCGGUGCGCAAGAUCAACUUCACUGGCAGCACGACCGUGGGAUCCAUCGUUGCCUCCACGGCCGGCAAACAUGUCAAGCCGGUGCUCCUCGAGCUAGGGGGCAAGGCGUCGGCGAUCGUCCUGGACGACGCCAAUGUAGAGAAGGCCGCGAUGGGCUGUGCACUGGGAGCGUUUAUGCAUUCCGGGCAAAUCUGCAUGUCGACGGAGCGCAUCAUCGUGCAGCGGUCCAUCGCCGACCGAUUCAAGCAGCAGCUCACCGAGGCGACAGAGAAGGUGUUUGGCAAGCACGGCCCGCCCCUGGUGCUGGUGGCCUCGGCCGCGGUUAAGAAGAACAAGGAGCUCGUAGAGGACGCGCUGGCCAAGGGCGCGAACCUGGUGUACGGCGAGAGGACCGCCAUGGAGCAGCACAACUGCAGCAUGCGGCCGCUGGUGGUGGGCGACGUCGCCAAGAACAUGGACAUGUACUCGAUCGAGUCCUUUGGACCUACCGUGUCGCUCAUGGUGGUGGACAGCGAGGAAGACGCCGUGGCGCUGGCCAACGACACCGAAUACGGCCUGACCUCGGCUGUCUUCACAGGCAAUCUGUUCCGCGGCCUGCGAGUCGCGCAACAGAUCGAAGCCGGGGCCGUGCAUAUCAACUCUCUCACCGUGCACGACGAGCCUGUGCUGCCACACGGUGGCUGGAAGAGCAGCGGAUACGGCCGGUUCGGAGGGCCCUCCGGGUACGACGAGUGGCUGCAGACCAAGACCAUCACCUGGGUGGAAUAGACCAGACUCCCUCAGACUGCUGAAUGGCCAGGUGCUGCGCACAUGGCUAGCAUAGGUAGCAUCUACGGCGUGCGUUGGUCCGU